AUCCUGCAUUAUCGUGAGAAGCGCCUUGCCGUAGACUAGCCAUAUUAGAUGAUUCCUUAAUAACAGAAGUUCAAUAACAUUCAUGCAUGAUAACGUUAUAGAUGGUAAAAAGAACGGAUCAGGUUCCAUGAAGAUCAUCUCGGCUAGUCUCAACGUCAUGGCUCAUCGACACCUUGGCAAACCCACAAAAUAAUACCGCAGUGAAUACAAACUUUGCUUCGUCAACAUUCGUUGUUGACGAUGGAGUCCGACAUCGCAGAUGAUCUUGACAAGCUCAACGUUCGAGACAUUCUCAACGCAGACUCACGACCUACGUUUAUCAUCGAUCUUGAUCCUGAUGACGAAACGCCACUGCGCUCAAAGGCUAUUCAGCCUGUGUUUUUCAACAGUGCACUCGCCACGCAUGAGCGACUCUUAGAUGCUGUGCGCGGUGAGCAGAGUGAGAGUGAGUAUGCAGAGUUCAAGACUUGGGCUACGGGGAUUACGAAGCAGGACGAUUCGAAGGAUGUGUUUCCGUUGUUCUUUUUGUACAAGGGCUUGCUUUGGACGGGGUCGACUGUUGGGAAGAGAUGGAGGUUGAUUAGUGGGAAUCGACUUUGGCAGCAGCCUGACACGCCAGCGAGUUUAUCAUCGGCUGCACUUUCGAGAGCGAGUACGCCGAGUCUCAAGGAUCAGGAUACGCCAAAGGGAGAGGUUUCAAAGUCGCCCAAGCAAGAUGAAGCGAAGGAGGGUCAUGUUGAGGAGGCGCAGGAAAUGACGCCGACGGAAGCAACAUUGAUAGCGUCUACACCGCGAAAACUCCCCUUCAGAUCAUGGUGGCGAGGCAGUAAUUCAAAGGGAAGUUCAGAUCGCAACACCGGCAGUUCAAGCAGUGGCUCCAUAAUCCUAGGCAAACCCGAAAAAGCCGUCGCAGACUGGACGGUCGCCAACCCAAAAGGCCUUUUGUCACCCUACAUCCGUCUCCUGCGCGCCAUAGACUGGUCCUCAACACCCCUAGGCCCCAUGUCCUCAUGGUCCCCCGAACUACGCCAAGUAGCGAAUCUCGUCAUCAACAAUCCGCACCCCGCGAAUAUCUUCUGGGGAAAAGACAUGACCAUGCUAUACAACGAAGCGUACGCCGUUAGAUUCGCUGGGAACAAACAUCCUUCUAUGCUAGGGACGGGAGCGUCGGGGCCUUGGUCUGAGGCUUGGGAUGUUCUUGGUUCAGCGCUGCAAGAGGUUGUGAGGACGGGUGUGAGUUUUAGGAGCGAUAAUGAUGAUUUGGUGUUGUUUAGGAGGGGUUUUUUGGAGGAGACGCAUAUUUGUUGGUCGCUUACGCCGUUGUAUGGGGGGACGGAGAGGAUUGUGGGGUUUUAUAAUGCGCCGUUUGAGACGACGGAUAUGGUGUUGAGUCAGCGACGCAUGGGAACGAUUAACAAGGUCAGCGAGUCGUUGAGGAAAGCGACGAGUAUCAAGAGUUUCUGGAUGUCUGUUCUGGAUGGUCUUGAAGAUAACCACCGAGAUGUUCCGUUCGCACUUCUGUACUCUGUUGGUGAGGCUGAAGAAGCAGAUCAACAGUCGAGUUCGUCGGGGAGCACGAUCUCGAGCAAAUCUUGUUAUCUUGAGGGAACGAUUGGGAUACCGCUUGGCCAUGCUGCUGCGCCGGAGCAGAUUGAUCUCAAGAGGAGUUAUCGGGGGUUUGUGCCUUCGUUUCGAGAGGCGAUGCGGACGAGGGAGCCGACGCUCGUAAGAAUACGAGAUGGGACCUUACCUGAAGAUCUUAUGCAGGGUAUCAAGUGGCGAGGAUUUGGGGAGGCUGGUACAGAGGCGAUAAUCUUUCCGGUUCGACCUACGAACGGAGAAACUGUACUAGCGUUCCUGGUUCUGGGCGUCAACCCUCGUAGACCAUACGAUGAGGGGUACAUGUCCUUUGCAACACUUCUCAACAACCAACUUGCUACUUCACUAGCAUCAACCAUCCUCUUCGAAGACGAGACCCGACGUGGUCGCGACGCAGCAGAAGCAGCAGCUCUAGAGAAAGAAGAACUCACGCAGCAACUGAACCUACAAGCAAGUCGUCUUCGAAGAAUGACAGAGUUAUCGCCACUGGGCAUGUUCCUCACCAGUCCAGAGGGUAUUCUUCGUGAAGCAAAUGAUCGAUUCUACGAAAUGACUGGCCAUAGCCGAGAUACUCAAGGCGAUAUGUCAUGGGCCGAUCUUAUGAAGAAUUCGGGAAGUAUAAUGGAAGAAGGCUGGCGUGGUCUUACAGAGGAUAUGCUCCCUUGGUCAGGAGAAGUUAAACUCCGAGAAAGCUUUGAAAACCCCGUCAACAUUCAUGGGGAGUCGAUUGACUUUUGGGUUCUCGUCACAGCUUACCCCGAAAUCACCGCUGGCGGCGCAUUAAGGUCAAUCAUGGGCUCGAUAACGGAUAUCUCACAUCUGAAAUGGGCACAAGGUCUACAGAACCGAAGAUUGCAAGAAGCAGAGGAAACACGACGUCAACAGAACGAAUUCAUCGACAUAACAUCCCACGAGAUGCGCAACCCCCUAAGCGCGAUCUUACAAUGUGCAGAUGAUAUUACCUCAGCGAUGCAGGCAUGUCGCACCAACGGCAUCGCAGCUUCACAAGAAGUCAUCGAAUCAUGCCUCGACGCCUCACAAACAAUAGCUCUUUGCGUUCAGCACCAAAAGUCAAUUGUUGAUGAUAUUCUCACCGUUUCAAAACUUGACUCAAAUCUCUUGCUUAUAACACCGGUGGUUUGUCAACCGCAAGCUAUCGUUGAGCGAGUGGUCAAGAUGUUUGAGUCUGAAAUGCUAGCGAAGGAUAUCACGCUUGACAUCGAUAUCAGUUCUGAGUUUGAGGAGCUAGCUGUUGAUUGGGUUGCCAUGGAUCCGAGUCGCGUUCUUCAGAUUCUUAUUAACCUCAUGACGAACGCUAUCAAGUUCACUGCACCUUCAGCAACGCGGGUGAUAAAAGUGGCUGUUGGAGUGUCGAGAGCUCCACCGGAGAUUAACAACAUUCCUGGAUUUGAGUUUGCGCCUACGAGGGGUGAGAUUGGAAAUGUUGUGGGAUCUGAUGAAUGGGGGUCUGGAGAGGGUCUGUACGUGCGGUAUAGAGUGCAGGAUACGGGUUGUGGAUUGACUGACGAUGAGAGAAAACUUCUCUUUCAACGGUUCAAGCAGGCCAGUCCACGAACACACUACAAAUACGGUGGCAGUGGCCUUGGACUAUUCAUCUCAAAACGACUGGCAGAGCUCCAUGGAGGUCGCAUUGGCGUUGCCUCAAUAGCCGGCAAAGGCAGCGAUUUUGGUUUCUACAUCCAAGCUCGACGCUCAUCACCUCCCAACGAACAAACCUCCCUCCUACCAAUCCUCACCGAAACACCCUCCCCUUCAUCCCCCACCAAAAGGACAGUCCAACUCCUAUCCCCAAAUCCCUCAGCACGAACCCGUCGCGAAAGCAUCCUCGCCGCCGUCUUCACCCCCACCACCCUAACAGUCCACAUCGUCGAAGACAACCUAAUCAACCAAAAAGUAUUAGUAAACCAACUCCGCAAAGCAGGCUGCACCGUAAGCGCCACGAACGACGGGAUCGAAGCUCUAGAAUUCUUAAAAAAGACGCAUUUCUUCAAAGCUGGAGGGUCGGAGUUAUCGGUAAUUCUCAUGGAUCUGGAGAUGCCGAAUAUGGAUGGUUAUGAGUGUGUGAGGGAGAUUAGGAGGUUAGAGAGGGAGGGGAUGAUUGGGGAGCAUGUUCCUGUUAUUGCGGUGACGGCGAAUGUGAGGGAUGAGCAAAUUAGGAAGGCGUUGGAUAGUGGCAUGGAUGACCUUGUUUCGAAGCCGUUUAGGAUUCCGGAGGUUAUGAGUAAGAUUGAGGGGUUGUUGAGGAGGUGUAAUAGGUAAUUGAGUUGGAGCACGGGUUAGAUUUUGUACAAGCAUUGGGCGUUGAUAUAGAGUGAUUUACAUUCAGCCGGUCUAUCAGCAGUCAAUUUGACAGAUUUGGU
This is a messenger RNA of Fusarium redolens, 3980 nucleotides long. RefSeq lists its product as uncharacterized. Gene Ontology annotation, molecular function: phosphorelay sensor kinase activity. Lineage: Eukaryota; Fungi; Ascomycota; Sordariomycetes; Hypocreales; Nectriaceae. The transcript is spliced from 2 exons. The coding region runs from base 241 to 3879 and encodes 1212 amino acids. The record is from RefSeq and is a predicted model, not a curated record. Gene Ontology annotation, biological process: phosphorylation; phosphorelay signal transduction system.